GUAGAGAAGUAGCUUCUCUCAAUAUUACUGGUACCAUCCGUAUCCGUCGGUUAUUCGUCAGGACUGAAUUGGCGGUGUUUAUCGAUUGAGUAUUAGUUUGAGGGUGUGUUAUGUGGUUUACCGCGCUACUGCUCUCAUUGAAGUAUACCACGGUAUUGGCAUGGACGACUCAAGAAUUUUUCAUCUACGAUUUAGUGGAGGAAGUGGGUGAAAGCUUUUACGAUUUUUACGGAAUUUCAAAGGAUGCAGAGAUUUCAAAUAUCAAAAAAGCUUAUCGCCGAUUGAGUAUGGAGUGGCAUCCAGAUCGUAAUCCAGAUAAAAAAGCAGAAGAGCAAUUCAGGAAGAUCGCUGCCAUUUACGAGGUUUUGAAAUCGCAUAAUUUAAGGGAGGAAUACGACCGUAUUCUAGAAAACGGUCUUCCCGAUUGGAGACAACCUGUGUUUUACUAUCGACGUGCUCACAAAUUAUCCUGGUUUGAAGGAGUGGUCAUACUUUUAACAAUUUGUUCGAUUGGUCAUUAUUUCAUGCUAUGGGGUGCUUACAUAGAUAAGUAUUUGACAUUGUCCUCAGGUCGUAGCAAAUUGCGUAAGAAGGAAAUUCGACAACUGAAAAAGAUUGGAAGUGAUGCUGAGACUGUACAUGAGGCAGAAAUAGCUGAAAAGCUUUCCAGUAUCUUUCCGUCCUGGCAAAAUUCCUUACCGGCAUUGCUCAUAUCACUGCUGUAUAAUGUUGCUGUUUCAUUACCAGAUUUUGUCCGUGCCUGUAUCACUGUGUAUCACUCUAAAGUUGAAAAGUCUGAGAAGGAUAACGGCGACGAAGUUUCUUUCCGUCGUAAUGUUGCAAUACGGCAACCUGUUUAUGAAUACGUUGUAGCUUCGGAUGUAAAACCAGUCCUUUCUUGUGUUUUCAGUGAAGAUUCUGCUGGAAAAUCAGAUUCGGAAAAUGGUGAUGUUAUACACAGCGGUUCAUGGACUAGUGAGGAAUUGACACUGCUUGUUAGGCUGAGCACCGAGAAAUAUCCUGCAGGCACACCCAAUAGGUGGGAAUUGUUGGCAAAAGCAUUGGAUCGGUCACCGCAAAGCAUAACUUCUAUGGUCGGUAAAUUAAAGCAGAUGAAAACGGAUGAGUAUGCGAACUUAUUACGUAGCUCACAAUCAAAUGUUAUUGUGCAGAAUGAUGCGCAUAUGAAAUUGCUAAAGCAGUCAAGCCAACUUUCUCAUGAAAAAUCAAAUAACUGGAGUAAUUCAAGGGAAGAUAGCGACAAUGAAAAAGAAAAGAUCUCAAUGGUAUGGUCGGACUGUGAUCAAAGGUUGUUUGAAACAGCACUUCAGGAAUUUCCGAAAGGAACUGCUGAUCGGUGGGACAAAAUUGCUAACUGUGUAUCCAGUAAAACUAAACAGCAGUGUAUCGAACGAUUCAAAUAUUUGUCGGAAAUAGUUCGACAAAGGAAAUCACAUCACAAAAAUACGAAGAAGUAGUGUAUGGAUAUUUGUAUAGUGAUGAUAUGAAUGUUCUUUUUUGGUUGUGCAGAGUACUGUGUUUCCAGAAUUGCGACUAUUCUGUCAGCAGAGUAACUUUGAUUAUGUGAUAUGAUUAUGUCAAGCGAAGCUAUAAUAAAGGUAAGCAACCUUGUCUGCACUUUACUUGUUAAGACGGAUUAGAAGUUAAAAUCUUAAUGAUUAGAUUGGUCUUCGCUUUGCAGCUCUAUUAUACUGUUACAUUGUGAAUUUAAUGAAUUUAAUCCAAAACGCUGUGAUUUCCUUGACUUUCAUAAGCUUGUCUCAAAAUCUGAAUUCGGUAGCACUUGUUUUCCCUGUACACCAUUUUAAAUUUGAAUUUCCAAAUCUAAAUUGUAAGAUAGAAGGUUUUCAGAAAUGCUGCAAGGUUUCGUUUGUAAUAUUUUCUCAGAUAUCUUUCAUAUCAUGAUAAUAAUAUUUUCAGAACAAAAAAGUUUUCUUUUUUCACUUUCUACAGUGGUUAACUGUAAGAGGGUUUUGAGGGUUUUAUUGUUUUAUUUGUGCCAUAGAUUGUCAUGCUGUAAAUUCGAUUUUUUCAUGAAGUAUACGCUAUGCAGAUUGUCAUUUCCAGCUAAUAAUUCAAAUCAAAUAAAAGUUACGAAUUCAG
Molecule: messenger RNA, 2124 nt
Organism: Loa loa (African eye worm)
Lineage: Eukaryota; Metazoa; Nematoda; Chromadorea; Rhabditida; Onchocercidae
Exons: 11
Coding region: 111-1478 (455 amino acids)
Cellular component (GO): endomembrane system
Source: RefSeq, a predicted model, not a curated record